Mizuhopecten yessoensis (Yesso scallop) is the source of this 2021-nucleotide messenger RNA. RefSeq names its product protein Tob1-like. The record is from RefSeq and is a predicted model, not a curated record. Gene Ontology annotation, cellular component: nucleus; cytoplasm. The transcript has 2 exons. Gene Ontology annotation, molecular function: transcription corepressor activity. Lineage: Eukaryota; Metazoa; Mollusca; Bivalvia; Pectinida; Pectinidae. Gene Ontology annotation, biological process: regulation of gene expression. Bases 406 to 1680 code for a protein of 424 amino acids.
GCUCGUGCUUUUCAUAACAGUUGAACGACAGUGCUUUCUCAAUCAAUAGAAAUACUCGACCUUUAUUUCUGUUAAACGCUAUACAACUGGCAUUCACUUAUUUGCGAGUAGAGACGGGCCUAUGCUGGUGUUUACGUCUCGUGAGCUAUGGUGAGAGCCGUUUGCAUUACGUAUGACCUGCGUCAUUCAUUGCUAUAUUUAACACUGGCCUUUCACGUCUCGGGACGGCCACGUUUGUUGCUGUGGAGUGUACGUAGGGCCUAUGAAGUGUAGGAACAGCAACAGGUUGCUUUGAAACUACGGCAUUAUAAACAGACGAGAUUUAUUCUGGAUUCCACGAUAUUGAUUGAUCGUCCCAGCUUUAAGGUCAGUCUAGAGGAGUCAGUAUCAGUCGCACCGGACAAGAUGCACGUCGAGGUUUCUGUGGCUCUCAACUUUGUCAUAUCUUAUCUAUACAGCAAGUUACCAAGGCGACGAGUAGACUUGCUGGCAGAGGAAUUGGAAAAAGGAUUAAAGGGUAAAUUUGAAGGUCAUUGGUACCCUGACAAGCCAAUCAAAGGAACAGGUUAUCGUUGUGUUAGAGUAAAUGGAGAGAAAGUCGAUCCGGUAAUUAUCAAGGCCAUCUAUGAGUGUGGCCUUGACCUUACCGAGGUACUGUCGUACCUUCCUGCCGAGCUAAUUCUCUGGAUUGACCCUUGUGAGGUGUCUUACAAGAUCGGGGAGAAAGGACCCGUCAAGAUCCUGUACAGCGAGCGCCGGGACGAGGACAGUACUGAAAAGGCGGAUCGCGAGGUACAGGCGGCAGCGGGCAGAAGCUUCAAUCCUGACGCUCAGUGCUUCAAACCUAUCGAUAAUUUGUCGUCGUCAUUCGGGAGCAUGAAUCUAUCCCCGGGAGGCUUGUCUCCCGUCUCACCGACAUCGUCCAAUGGCUGGCCAAGCAGUGCAUCCACGUCGCCCUCGUGCGCCCUCUUCAAUUCAUCCACGUCCUUGGGAGGCGGUGGUAGCGGUGGUACUGCACCGUCCGCGAACGCGGCCCCGGCUGCAAAAAGUCCAUUGCCAGCUUAUGUCCCCAAACAGGACAGGAUUCCCACACGGUUCACAGCAUCCACAUUUGCCCAAACAAAGUUUGGUUCAACAAAGCUAAAGACUCAGGCAAAACGACCAACACGUCUCUCCCCGACAGAGUUCGGUAACUAUUUCCGUCAAAGAUCAGCUGCAGCACUCCAGACAACUAAUUUCAAUUCUCCCCAGCGGCCGAGGUCCCUGUCCCCAAGGGAUCCCCGUGUGGAGUUUUACAUUGACCAACAACAAAGGGUAUUCUUGACGCAACAGCAGCAGCAACAACAACAGCAAAUCCAACAGCUACAUCAUCAACAACAGCAACAACAACAACAGCAGCAACAACAGAUGCAUCAGCAGCACACGACCCUGAGGUCUCCGCAACAUCACACAGUCCCUUCAACCAUGCCUGGAGAGCUAUACCACAAUUCCUCACCAGUCACCCAUCAUGUCCCGUCAUUCGGAAGUCUCGGGGAACUACUACCGGGUCCAUCCCCACUUCCGUCUCCUGUUGGCUCCACAGCGGUGUCGCCCGAGAGCCACAAGUCUUUCAUCGAAGGGUUGAACCUCAACACUGUAUCGUACUCUAACCAGUAUCCCCACAUGUUGCUGGCUAAUUGAGUAUUCAGCGUCAGGGCAACUGUUUGACAGAUAGUAAACCGUCAAACUAAGUAAAGGGCGCUGCGGAAACUGUGUGAUAGACUGUAUUCCAGGAAUGCCAAAAUAUUGGGCUACCGGAAGUGAAAGGCCAAGUUAUUGUUCUCUAUUACUAAGGAGGACACCAAUUUUAUUUUUUAUGGACACAUAUAAUGCGAUUAGUGAAUUUAUUAUAUUUAAACUGUGUUCAGUAAAACAGAUAUGACUCCGUUGGUUGGAGCAAGACACUUCACGUGUUACGGCUUGUGUUCAACUAAGAUUUAUUGACGACUAGUCUGCAUAUUGGCUCGUUUUUAAUUCCAAAU